CAAGAAUACUGGUGUCGGUUGCCAUUUCCACAUGCUGCCAUUUGAUUGCCGAAUUGUCUGCCUUCAGAGCCAUAAUGAAAGGAAAGUGACCUGUAAACAUCCAGUCACAGGACAGCCGUCCCAGGACAAUUGUAUUUUUGUAGUAAAUGAACAGACUGUUGCAACCAUGACAUCUGAAGAAAAAAAGGAACGACCUGUAAGUAUGAUAAAUGAAGCUUCUAACUAUAACAUGACUGCAGACUAUGCGGUGCAUCCAAUGAGCCCUGUAGGGAGGACUUCACGGGCCUCAAAAAAAGUUCAUAAUUUUGGGAAGAGAUCAAAUUCAAUUAAAAGGAAUCCUAAUGCACCUGUGGUCAGACGAGGCUGGCUUUAUAAACAGGACAGCACUGGCAUGAAGCUAUGGAAGAAACGCUGGUUCGUGCUUUCUGAUCUUUGCCUCUUUUAUUAUAGAGGUGAGUUUACUACCAGAAACUGUAGAAUGAAGCAAGCCUUGAGAUGCAGAUCGGCGUGCAAGAGGCUUUCUGGGGAGUGGUCUUGGUAUCAGGACCUGGGGCUGGGGAGGAAGGGAAGUAGGACAGCACAGAAGGAAGAGUUAGGCUUCCCUGCAGUCCGGGAAAGGCCUCGCUGA
Messenger RNA from Odocoileus virginianus texanus, 628 nucleotides. Lineage: Eukaryota; Metazoa; Chordata; Mammalia; Artiodactyla; Cervidae. The record is from RefSeq and is a predicted model, not a curated record.